Molecule: messenger RNA, 763 nt
Organism: Cynara cardunculus var. scolymus (artichoke)
Lineage: Eukaryota; Viridiplantae; Streptophyta; Magnoliopsida; Asterales; Asteraceae
Exons: 1
Coding region: 55-582 (175 amino acids)
Source: RefSeq, a predicted model, not a curated record
AAGCUUUCUACAAACCGCCUCAAUUACAUUUGCUUCUUAAUCCAGAAAAAGAUCAUGAGGAGCCAAAAGAAGCAAGUGAGCAUGGUUAAGAUCAUCAAAACACCCAUACGAGCAAUUUCAAAAGCACUGGAUCUUUAUGUCAAAGGUGUCACCAACUUCUCCACAACCUACAACAGACCUCUCAGGACCAUGGAAGCAGCCACGCCCGACUCCCACCAACUUCCUAGAAGCCUUAGCACCAGCAUCCUAUCUGAUAACGACAUACCGCCGGAAGGAGCUCUCGUCAGGUCUAUAUCGACUGCUGCUAUUGGCGGCAGAGCCACCCAAUUGAGAGUUGCCAAUUUGGAUGUGUACAGGCUACAGCAUCAACGCCAACAGCUACAACCAUGUGCAUCCAAGAAAGGUGUGCCCAGAAGUUGUAGUGUUGGGAUGGGGAGAAUCGAGGAAGACAGGGUUUCUUCGUUCAGGAAAGAACAUAUAGUUGUUAGAAACAAGCUUCUCAUCGAAGAUAACGACUCGACAUUCUCUAGGAGUCGUACUUACAAUCGCAUGUCUACAAAACCUCGACAAUAUUUACAGUAGCAUCCACUUGUAUUUUCUAUAAAAUCGACGAGUUAGCAUUUGGAUUACGAAUAUAAAUUGGAUCGCAAUCUCCGACCAAAUCCGAUUGUGUCAUUGGUAUUGUGUAAUGAAGUUUUGUAAAUAUUUGCCUUGUCACUGUUUAUCUGAACGGUAUGUGCAUACAAGUUCAAAUGUUAUUGCU